Molecule: messenger RNA, 1191 nt
Organism: Paraglomus brasilianum
Lineage: Eukaryota; Fungi; Glomeromycota; Glomeromycetes; Paraglomerales; Paraglomeraceae
Source: the annotation of a GenBank genome assembly
AUGUCACAAAAGAGCAAGUGUCUAUUCGAGUUCACUUUAUACAACAUUUCAAAACUCCAUGGCGAUAUUUACAGCCCGCCGUUUGCAACCUCGGGUGAUAUGUACUGGCAGUUAGUCUUUAACAGGUUCCCAUACAUCCAGUCCGCACCUGAUCAUCCUAAAUACUGUUCAUUAGGUCUGAGAGCAAUACCCAACCCCGAAGAAGAACACGAGUCAGGAGUAUGGACAAAGCGUGGUACGCUCUCGGCUGUAAUAUUCGUGAAGGACCCAAGAACCCUCAAACGUAUUGACUAUGGCGAGGCCGAUCUGAACGGAUUCACUGCUACACGAAGAGGAUAUGGCUGGAAGGAUUUUUGUAAUUCAACAGAUCUUCCAUCUCAUGGUGAAGUAAUUUUUGGAGUCGAAUUUACAUCAGGAGAAGUAUCUUUACAACCGCAUGUCUCCACCCUUCCUUCAAAAGCCUUUCCAAAAGAUCUCUCCGAAGCCUGGUUGGAGAAACUCAACGUCCCCGAAUGUGCGGACGUUCAGUUCAAUGUCAAUGACCAUGUGAUAUACGCUGAUUCUGCCAUUCUCUCAAAACGAUCAGAAUAUUUUCAAAAGUUCUUUGGGGGAGAAUGGUCAGAGAACAGACAAAAGAGCAUCAGAAGAUAUCCGACAAGAUCGUCGAGAGAACACAAUGAUAAAAGUUUGGAAAGCAAGGGAAAUACGGCAACACCUAUGAGCGACGUAGUGACAGCAAAUGGAAAGACCUCUGCGUACCAAUUUGAGAUCGAUAUACCAGAUUACCAUCAUCUAACGUUUCUGGAGAUGUUGAGAUUUCUCUACACAGAUCAAAUAACAUUUUUGAAACGUAAAGAUUCUCAUCAAACUUGCAUGGACCUCUUCGACAUAGCUGAUAAAUAUCUAAUAGCGGAUCUUCGCCAACGAGCAAAAGUCAAAAUCUUGCAAGAGAUUUCUCCCAACAGUGUGACUGAAAUUCUAUUCAACUUCUCUUGGAAAUGGCCAGAUUUGAAGGAAGAGGUUAUGAAAUAUGCCAUUGAACAUUGGCAGCAAGUGAUAAAGACGGUGACGUAUAAGGCGUUUAGGAACAACCCUGGAAUAUAUCCCAUGUCCAGUGAAGUAUUGGUAGAAUUAUUGGAACGGUUCACGCCUUCAGCAGAGGAAGAACGUACACCAGAAGAUAUGAUUUGA